Molecule: messenger RNA, 297 nt
Organism: Penicillium waksmanii
Lineage: Eukaryota; Fungi; Ascomycota; Eurotiomycetes; Eurotiales; Aspergillaceae
Product: NEDD8 family protein RUB1
Exons: 4
Coding region: 1-297 (98 amino acids)
Biological process (GO): protein neddylation; modification-dependent protein catabolic process; regulation of proteolysis
Cellular component (GO): nucleus; cytoplasm
Molecular function (GO): ubiquitin protein ligase binding; protein tag activity
Source: RefSeq, a predicted model, not a curated record
AUGCUGAUCAAAGUCCGCACCCUCACCGGCAAGGAAAUCGAGCUCGACAUCGAGCCCGACUACAAGGUUGCCCGGAUAAAGGAGCGCGUCGAAGAAAAAGAGGGCAUCCCCCCUGUCCAACAACGACUUAUCUUUGGCGGAAAACAAAUCACCCAUCCACACCAACAGAAAGACAAGAGACAAGCUAACCAGCCCCCUCUUCUCAACAACAGGGCAGACGACAAGACAGCAUCCGAAUACUCCCUAACCGGUGGCGCGACCUUGCACCUUGUUCUCGCCCUGCGCGGUGGCCUGUAA